UCAAAAGUGAAAUUAUCCCUAAUGAAAAGAAAAUGGUUUCUGUGGUUGGUACGGGUAGACCCGAUUGUAUGCGUGACUCGUCAAUCAUUUGGGCCAACCCGAUUCGUUUAAUUACUGGGAGCCGCAAUCAAAUAUACAAUCGUCUUCAUUUUCAUUCUGAAAAACUUCUCUCUUAUCGAACACGGGAAACCAGCGAGUAUACAUACAGAGUUGUGACCGGAGAUUCGCCGGAACUAAAUGGAAGUGACAGCUGAGAAGAGAGAAUUGGAAUUUGCAGCCCAUAAAGAAUCCGAGGAUCGCGAACGCGUCGCCGUUGACCUCAAAGCCGGCUUGCAUCCUCUCAAGCACAAGUUUGUUUUCUGGUACACUCGCCGGACACCUGGGGUUCGAACUCAAUCAUCGUACGAGGAUAAUAUAAAGAAAAUUGUUGAUUUUAGCACUGUUGAAGGUUUUUGGGUUUGCUACUGCCACUUGGCUCGUCCAUCAACAUUGCCAAGCCCAACUGAUUUGCAUCUUUUCAAGGAGGGUAUUCGUCCAUUAUGGGAGGAUGCUGCUAACUGCAAUGGUGGAAAGUGGAUAAUUCGUUUUAAAAAAGCUGUCUCGGGACGUUUUUGGGAGGACCUGGUUCUGGCUUUGGUAGGUGAUCAACUCGAUUAUGGUGACAACAUAUGCGGUGCAGUUUUAAGCAUUCGUUUCAAUGAGGACAUAUUGAGUGUGUGGAAUCGUAAUGCAUCAGAUCAGCAGGCUGUGAUGGCAUUGAGAGAUGCAAUCAAACGACACCUAAAGCUUCCUAAUGGCUAUGUCAUGGAAUACAAAGCCCAUGAUGCUUCCUUGCGUGACAACUCAUCAUACCGCAAUACUUGGAUAAGAGGAUAAAAGUUGCUAGUUUCUUAUUUCGCUGUUAAACCUUCAACUUAGUUGUUUGGUUGGUAUUUGGCCAAGUGAUAGUCGUGACAAAAAUGGUUAAUCGUGUAAUGCAAUCCAACAACCAUGGGGAAAUCUCAGUUACUGAACUGACUCUUUAAUAUCUAUCACUUCUUAAAAGUGUAUGCACUUAACUCUACUGACAAAUGAGUUAUUCCCAGUUUUAUGUUACCAGUUACCACAAGCAUACAGUAGCAGUACAUUGCUAUUAGUACAUUGCUAUUAGUGCUUAUGGUUGAAUAUUUCGUAUA
Molecule: messenger RNA, 1175 nt
Organism: Nicotiana attenuata
Lineage: Eukaryota; Viridiplantae; Streptophyta; Magnoliopsida; Solanales; Solanaceae
Product: eukaryotic translation initiation factor NCBP-like
Exons: 6
Coding region: 238-876 (212 amino acids)
Biological process (GO): translational initiation
Cellular component (GO): cytoplasm; eukaryotic translation initiation factor 4F complex
Molecular function (GO): translation initiation factor activity; RNA 7-methylguanosine cap binding
Source: RefSeq, a predicted model, not a curated record